Molecule: messenger RNA, 5124 nt
Organism: Tinamus guttatus (white-throated tinamou)
Lineage: Eukaryota; Metazoa; Chordata; Aves; Tinamiformes; Tinamidae
Gene: POLR1A
Product: RNA polymerase I subunit A
Biological process (GO): DNA-templated transcription
Cellular component (GO): RNA polymerase I complex
Molecular function (GO): DNA binding
Source: RefSeq, a predicted model, not a curated record
UUCGGCAUGUACUCGGCUGACGAGAUCAGGAAACUCAGUGUAAAAGCCAUAACAAACCCUCAGUAUUUGGAUAAUGUGGGGAAUCCAGCUGUUAAUGGACUGUAUGACCUGGCUUUGGGACCUCCAGACUCCAAAGAAGCAUGUGCAACUUGCAUGCAGACCUUCAGCAACUGCCCGGGGCACUUUGGCCACAUAGAACUACCCCUCACUGUCUAUAACCCUCUGUUUUUUGAUAAAUUAUACCUUCUAAUUCGCGGUUCUUGUUUGAACUGUCACAUGCUGACGUGUACUCGAGCUGUGGUUCACUUGCUGCGAAGUCAGCUGAAGGUUCUGGAGAGAGGGUUGCUUCAUGCAGUCCAUGACCUUGAAGUCAUCCUGAACAGGUUUCUAGAGCAAAAUGCAGAUGCAACAGGCCUAGAAAUUGAAGAAGAGUUAAAUCGCCAUGUUCAUGAAAUACUACAAAAUAAUCAACUAGGAGAUCAAUGUUCCAAUGUAAAAAAUGUAUGUGAAUGCAAGAAUAAACUGAUAUCACAGUUCUGGAAAGCACAUAUGACUUCAAAAAAAUGUCCAAACUGCAAAUCUAGGAGAUCACUAGUGCGAAAAGAGCAUAACAGCAAGCUGACAGUAACCUAUCCUUCCACAGUAUAUCAGAAGUCAGGAGAGGAAGGCAGCCUAGAAGAGCCAGCAGUUAUUGAUGAAACCCAGUUAGGCAAGAGAGGAUAUCUAACCCCAAUGACUGCCAAAGAGUACAUCCUGUCUCUGUGGAAGAAUGAAGGUUUCUUUUUGCGUUAUCUCUUCCCUGGUAUGGAUAAUCAUGGCAGUACAGGAUUCAGUCCAGAUCUGUUUUUUUUAGAUCUUCUUGUGGUUCCACCUUCAAGGUACCGUCCCAUAAAUCGUCUCGGAGAUCGGAUGUUCACAAAUGGGCAGACUGUGAACCUGCAGGCUGUCAUGAAAGAUGCACAAAUGAUACGGAAGCUCUUGGUUUUCAUGGCAAAAGAACAAUGUCAGCCAAUAAAAAUAACAGAAAAUGAAAUCCAAACAGAGACAGGUGAGCCUGAUGAGCCUGUGGACCGUUCUGUCCUGUCCAUGAUUUCGGGACAGACCAUUGCAGAUAAGCUGUACAAUGCUUGGAUUCGUCUUCAGAGCCAUGUCAACAUUGUGUUUGAUAGUGACAUGGACAAGCUAGUGACAGAAAAAUACCCUGGGAUUCGUCAGCUAUUAGAGAAAAAGGAAGGUCUGUUUCGCAAGCAUAUGAUGGGAAAACGUGUGGACUAUGCUGCUCGAUCCGUCAUUUGCCCUGAUAUGUACAUUGGUACGAAUGAGAUUGGCAUUCCCAUGGUAUUUGCUACCAAACUGACUUACCCUCAGCCAGUCACUCCCUGGAAUGUCAAGGAGCUGAGGCAGGCUGUCAUUAAUGGCCCAAAGGUUCAUCCUGGGGCCUCCAUGGUCAUUAAUGAAGAUGGAUCUCGUACAGUGUUGAGUGCCAGUAGCCUGACCCAGAGGGAAGCCAUAGCUAAGCAGCUCCUUACUCCUUCCUCAGGUGCUCCCCAGUCAGGAUUGAAGAUUGUGUGUCGUCAUAUUAAAAACGGAGGUCACAGACCCUCCAUCCAGGCUCACCGGGCCAGGAUCCUGCCCGGAGAGAAGGUGCUGAGGCUUCACUACGCCAACUGCAAGGCCUACAAUGCCGACUUCGACGGCGACGAGAUGAACGCCCAUUUUCCCCAGAGCGAGCUGGGCAGAGCCGAGGCCUACACCUUAGCCUCCACGGACGAGCAGUACCUGGUUCCAAAGGAUGGCAAACCACUUCCUGGCUUGAUCCAAGAUCACAUGAUUUCUGGUGUCAGCAUGACAAUCCGGAGCUGCUUUUUCACACGGGAGCAAUAUAUGGAGCUUGUUUACCGAGGCCUAACAGACAAAAAGGGAAGAAUUAAAAUCUUUCCACCUGCCAUUAUGAAGCCACAGCAAUUAUGGACAGGAAAGCAGGUUGUUUCUACAUUGUUAAUAAACAUUAUUCCAGAAAACCAGAUCCCACUGAAUUUGACUGGGAAAGCUAAGAUUGGUGGAAAAGCCUGGGUGAAAGGGCCUGCAAAAAGAUGUUUGGAAACUAAUCUUGAUUCAAUGUGUGAAUCUCAGGUUAUUAUUAGGAACGGGGAGUUGCUGUGUGGAGUCUUGGACAAAGCUCACUUCGGCAGCUCUGCCUACGGCCUCGUCCACUGUUGCUACGAAGUCUACGGGGGGGAAACUAGUGGGAAAGUGCUAACGUGUCUGGGACGCCUCUUCACUGCUUAUCUGCAGCUCUACAGGGGAUUUACAAUGGGGAUUGAAGAUAUCUUGGUUAAACCUGAAGCAGACCGCGAAAGACAAAAAAUUAUUGAAAAAUCAACUCAUUGUGGUAUUGAAGCUGUGAGAGCUGCGCUUAAUUUGCCAGAAACAGCAUCAUGUGAUGAGGUCCAAGGGAAAUGGCAGGAUGCCCAUCUCUGCAAAGACCAGAGGGAUUUUAACAUGGUUGAUCUGAAAUUCAAGGAGGAAGUAAACAAUUACAACAAUCAAGUUAACAAGGUUUGUAUGCCUCUUGGUCUCCAUAGGAGCUUUCCAGAGAACAAUUUGCAGUUGAUGGUGCAGUCGGGAGCCAAAGGAUCUACUGUAAAUACGAUGCAGAUUUCCUGUUUGCUGGGCCAGAUUGAGCUGGAAGGUCGAAGGCCCCCACUGAUGGCAUCUGGCAAAUCGCUGCCGUGUUUCCAGCCGUACGAUUUUUCCCCAAGCUCAGGGGGAUUUGUGACCGGCAGAUUUCUCACUGGGAUCAGACCCUCUGAAUUCUUCUUUCACUGCAUGGCUGGCAGGGAGGGUCUUGUGGAUACAGCUGUCAAAACCAGCCGAUCUGGAUACCUUCAAAGGUGUAUCAUAAAGCAUCUGGAAGGGCUGGUGGUUCAGUAUGACCUCACUGUACGUGACAGCGAUGGCAGCGUGGUGCAGUUUCUGUAUGGAGAAGAUGGCCUUGAUAUCCCCAAAACUCAGUUCCUGCAACCGGAGCAGUUUCCUUUCAUUGCUGAGAACUAUGAGGUGAUCCAAAAAACAAACCAUCUGGAUGAAGCUUUAGCAAAGAUGGAGUCUCACCAAGCUAACCAACAGUUCAAAGCCAUCAAAAAGUGGCGAGCCAGGCACCAGCAAACCCCUGUGCAAAGAGAAGGAGGUUUUCUGUUGUAUUCCCAGAAGAAAAUGGCGAGGAUAAAAGCACAGAUUCCUGCUGGAGCCAGCAAAAAUGGAAGAGAUCCUGCUACUUUACAGUUAUUAAAGAUGUGGUAUGAACUAGAUGAGAAGAAACGAAGGAAAUAUCAAAAGAAGACAACUAAGUGUCCUGAUCCAAGCCUUUCUGUCUGGCGUCCAGAUACUUACUUUGCAUCCGUUUCAGAAACGUUUGAAAAUGGAGUCGACAAUUACAUCAAGAAAUGGAAAUCUGAGAACCAAGGGUGCUACACGCAACCAGCAUUUUCUUCUGAUAGGUUAAAGGAUUUGUUGUAUUUAAAGUGGCAACGAUCCCUAUGUGACCCAGGAGAAGCCGUGGGUCUCCUUGCAGCCCAGAGUAUUGGGGAGCCUUCCACACAGAUGACUUUGAACACUUUCCACUUUGCUGGCAGAGGUGAAAUGAACGUCACGUUGGGCAUUCCAAGGUUGCGGGAGAUAUUGAUGGUAGCCAGUGCAAAUAUUAAAACACCAAUGAUGAGUGUCCCUGUGUUAAAUACCAAGAAAGCUCACAAGAAGGUGAAACAGCUUAAGAAGAGGCUGACAAGAGUGUGCUUAGCUGAGGUCUUGCAGAAAGUUGAGAUGGAGGAAUCUCUGCACUUGAGGGAGAAGCAUAACAAACAUCGCCUCUACAAAAUCAAAUUCCAUUUCUUGCCCCAUGAAUGUUACCGAGAGGAGAAAUGUGUGAAGCCCAAGGACAUCUUGUACUUCAUGGAAACAAGAUUCUUUAAAAUCUUGCUGGAAACGAUUAAAAAGAAGAGUGCAAAGCUGGAAUCUUUCACUGAAGUUAGUGCCCGGAAAGCAACUCGGAAGGAUUUAGAUGGUGACCAUGACCAGGUAUUAAAUAAUCAGGAAGCUCCAGAAGAUGAAGAAAAGAUUGUUGAUGCAGAAGCUGAUGAAGGAGAUGGUGAUGCUACAGAAGCAAAGCGGAGGAAGAAACAGGAAGAAGAGGUUGAUUAUGAGAGCGAAGAAGAGAAUGGGGAUGAACAGGCUGGUGAGAACCCAGAAGAGGAGGAGGCUGAAUCAGAGAAAGAAGAAAGGCCUCAAACUGCUGAAGGAGGAGAUCAAAAUGGAGCAGAGGGUGAUGAUUCUCAACAUCUUUCCUUUAUGUCUCAGAAGAAAAAGGAGAGGGAUCGAAUAGUUAAAUCAGCGGCGUUACGAGUAAAUGCUGUCCUGAGCAGCCACCCAUCAGUACAGGAUUACACAUUUGAUACAGAAAAUGAACUCUGGUGUGAGGUUUCCCUGACCCUUCCUUUGAUGAAGGUGUACUUCGACCUCACCUCCUUGCUGGUGACUCUUGCCCGAAACACAGUUAUUCAUGAGAUAAAGGGGAUCACACGAUGCUUGCUGAAUGAAAACACCAAUAGUGAAGGAGAGAAGGAGCUUGUUUUACAUACUGAAGGGAUAAACCUUGCAGAACUCUUCAGAUACUCUGAUGUUUUGGACUUGAACAGACUUUAUUCCAAUGAUAUUCAUGCCAUGGCUAAGAAUUAUGGUGUUGAGUCAGCCCUGAGGGUUAUUAUAAAGGAAAUAAAAGAUGUGUUUGCUGUAUAUGGCAUUGUGGUAGACCCUCGGCACCUUUCCCUGGUGGCAGAUUACAUGUGUUUUGAAGGAAUUUAUAAACCACUGAAUCGUUUUGGAAUUCAGUCCAACUCUUCCCCUCUGCAACAGAUGACGUUUGAAACCAGCUACAAAUUCUUGAAGGAAGCAACAAUGAUGGGUGCCUAUGAUGAACUGAGGUCUCCUUCUGCAUGCCUAGUGGUUGGAAAAGUUGUUAAAGGAGGGACUGGUUUGUUUGACCUCAAGCAACCUCUUACAUAAUGUUUUGUUUGUAAUUUAAGGAUUAGGAUUAAAAUGCUCAGCAUAAAAUAUAAACAUGCCCUG